GGAGGGGGCCGGCCCGGAGGAGGUGCUGCGAGCGCUUGGCAUUCUGGGGCCGGAAGUGUGGCGCACAUUGCGCUCUCGACGUCAUGGCGGCGCGUGGCCGAAAGAGGCGCCUGGCGGAGUUGACGGUGGACGAGUUUCUUGCUUCGGGUUUUGAUUCCGAGUCGGAGUCGGAGCCUGAAGGAGCUCCGGAGGCGGCGAUACCCGGAACCCACGAACGCGGAACUGCCUGGAACUCGUGUGGGCCGGACCGGGGCGCCACGGCUAGCAGGCAUAAAGGCCGUGCCUCUGAGCACAAAGACCAGCUCUCUCGGCUGAAGGACAAAGACCCUGAGUUCUACAAGUUCCUGCAGGAGAAUGACCAGAGCCUACUGAAUUUCAGUGACUCAGAUAGCUCUGAGGAGGGAGACGAGCAGUUCCACUCUCUGCCGGAUGCACUGGAGGAAGCAAGUGAAGAGGAUGAUGGAGGGGAGGAUGGAGACAGAGUGCCCAGAGGACUGCAGGGGAAGAAGAAUGAAUCUACUCCUGUGACCCUUGGCAUGGUUGAGCAGUGGAAGCAGGCAGCAAAGCAGCAUCUCACUGCCAAGCUGUUUCAUGAAGUUGUGCAGGCGUUCCGAGCUGCUGUGGCCACCACCCAGGGAGACCAGGAAGGGGCUGAGGACUGCAGAUUCCAGGUCUCAGACAGUGCUGUGUUCAAUGCACUGGUUACCUUCUGUGUCAGAGACCUCUUUGGCUACCUCCAGAAGCAGCUGUUUGGAAAGGCACCAAUAGACAGCAACAGUUUCUGCAGGGUGCUGCAGCCGUCCAGCAGUGCGCUCUGGGGGAAGUUCCGUGUGGAUGUCAAGGCAUACCUGAGUGCGCUCAUGCAGCUGGUGACCUGUCUGGCAGAAGCCGUGGUGUUGGCAGCAGUCCUGCGGCAUGUCAACAGCCUGGUACCCUACUACCUGACCUUCCCCAAGCAGUGCCGUGUGCUGCUCAAGGUGGGCACUCCUCCCCUGUGUGUGCUGUGGAUGGUGAUUCUGUGGAGCACUGGUGAGGAGUCCCUGCGGGUGUUGGCCUUCCUGGUCCUUGUUAGAGUUUGUCGACAGAAGAAGGACAUUUUCCUGAGUCCUGUCCUGAAGCAAAUGUACAUCAUGUAUGUGAAGAAUUGCAAGUUCACCUCUGCCAGCACCCUGCCCCUCAUCAGCUUCAUGCAGCGAACGCUGACCGAGCUGCUUGCCCUGGAUCCCAGCAUCUCCUACCAGCAUGCCUUCCUCUACAUCCGCCAGCUCGCCAUCCACCUGCGCAACGCCAUGACCACUGGCAAGAAGGAGACACACCAGUCGGUAUACAACUGGCAGUACAUCCACUGCCUCUACCUGUGGUGCCGCGUCCUGAGUGUCCUCGGCUCCAGUGAGGCCCUGCAGCCCCUGCUUUAUCCUCUUGCGCAGGUUGCCAUUGGCUGUAUCAAGCUGGUCCCCACUGCUCGCUUCUACCCACUGCGCAUGCACUGUGUACGUGCCCUGACGCUGCUGUCACAGAGCACUGGCAUCUUCAUUCCCGUGCUGCCCUUCAUUCUUGAGAUUUUCCAGCAGGUGGACUUCAACAAGCGACCAGGCCGGAUAAGCUCCAGGCCCAUCAACUUCUCUGUGAUCCUGAAGCUGUCCAGUGCCAACCUACAAGAGAAGGCCUACCGGGAUGGCUUGGUAGAGCAGCUGUACGACCUCAUCCUGGAAUACCUGAAUGGCCAGGCCCACAGCAUUGCCUUCCCAGAGCUGGUGCUGCCCACUGUUCUGCAGCUGAAGUCCUUCCUCCGGGAGUGCAAGGUGGCUAACUAUUGCCGGCAGGUGCGCCAGCUACUGGAAAAAGUGCAGGAGAACGCAGAGUACAUCCGAAGCCGCCGCCAGAAAGUGUCUUUUGGAGUGUCUGACCGGCAUGCAGUGGAUGCUUGGGAGAAACAGGCCCGGCAAGAGGGCACCACACUUAGCAGGUACUACAGCCACUGGCGGAAGCUGAGGGACCGAGAGAUCCAGCUGGAGAUCAGUGGCAAAGAGCGGCUAGAAGAGCUGAAUUUCCCGGAGAUCCAGCGGCGGCGGAAGGUGGAGGACAGGAAGGAGGAGGACAGAAAGGAGUUCAGAGACCUAUUUGACCUGGAUAGUUCUGAGGAUGAGGCAGCCACAGACUUCUCAGAAAGAGGGACAGCUGGGUCCCUGAGAGGUCAGCAGGAGGCAGAAGAAGAGGGAGAUGACCAGAAAGACGAGGAGGAAGAGGACAGUGGCGCCUCUGAGGAUGGAGGCCCAGAUGCAGAGGCGGGGCUGGUCCCUGGCGAGCUGUGGCGGCUGGCUGAGGGGCCGCAGGAUGAGCUGGAGGAUCUGCAGCUCUCAGAGGAGGACUAGGGGCUCCUGCAGUGCCCCUGAUUCCAGUGCCUGUGCAGCCUGAAGGGCAGUCAGCAGGUACAGCAUGGCAGACCAGAUAGUGAGAACUGUGCUGAGCUGCUGCCCAGAUGAAGACCAGAGUUCCUCCCAGGCUGAGGGCAAGCUCCCUGGCCUGUCUCCUCCUUUGUCUUUGGUUUGUCUGCAGAUCUCUGCAGUUACCCCAAUCUUUGGAAACUUGUUCUUCUGCAGUCA
This is a messenger RNA of Heterocephalus glaber (naked mole-rat), 2603 nucleotides long. Lineage: Eukaryota; Metazoa; Chordata; Mammalia; Rodentia; Bathyergidae. The record is from RefSeq and is a predicted model, not a curated record.